Ostrea edulis (European flat oyster) is the source of this 1410-nucleotide messenger RNA. Its product is annotated as interaptin-like. The transcript has a single exon. Lineage: Eukaryota; Metazoa; Mollusca; Bivalvia; Ostreida; Ostreidae. The record is from RefSeq and is a predicted model, not a curated record. Bases 1 to 1410 code for a protein of 469 amino acids.
AUGGCUACCCCCACUAGUUCUCCCAUUGAUAUAAAUAAAGCAUCAUUUGAAGACCUGUUAUCAAUCACUGGAAUUGGGGAAAGAAGAGCUAAGGCAAUCAUUGCUAAGCGCAAAAUCAAGGGAAAACUAGUAUUGGAAGAUCUGAAAAUUAUUCAGAACAUUCCAAGCACACUUUGGGACCCUUUAUUAGAUCAGGGCAUUAUUAAGAUAGAUUCAAGGUUCCAACAAGAAGUAGGUACACAACAAACAAACAUUGAAUCUACUUCUGUUGACACACAACAUCAAGUGAAUGAAACAUUCAUAGAGAAAGCCCUAGGUAGUGAGAAAGAUCAGAUGUCUGAGGAACACCAAGAAGAGAUGAGAAAAAGAGAUGAAAUUAUAAGUGAACUGGAGAGAGAGAUACAAAAAAGAGAUGAUAUUAUUGAAGAAUUAGAAGGAGAAUGUUCAGUAUUCAGAAAGCAUUUAGAAAGACCAGCAAUAUUAAGAGAGCAAAUGGAUAUUAAAAUGCAAGAGAGAGAAAAUGAGAUACUUCAGAAAUUUAUAGAUGAGAAAGAAAAAUUCAGAAUGUUAGACGAGAGAGAGAGACAAGAACAUGAGGCGAAAUUUAGAAAGAAAAUAAGAGAAUUGGAAACUAGAGAGAAAGAACUUGACAGAAAAGUGAAAGAGUUCAUUGAUGGAGAAAGAGAUUUAGACAAAAGAGAGAAAGAAUUGAAUCAGUUAGAGCAUAGAAAAUUCUCUUCAAGCAUUGACAAAAUUGCUCCACACAACAUCUAUACAAAUGCGAACAGAAAUCAAUCGCUUAUAGAUAAACAUAGCCCAGCCCCUCCAAAACUCUCAACAUACGAUGGCAAGAUUGAAUGGAGACCAUAUUUCAUACAGUUCAAUCAUAUUGCUAAAAAAUAUAGUUGGCCAGAAUCUGAAAAAUUGGACAAGUUUAUAGAAUGUUUAAGGGACAAAGCUUUGAAAUUCUUUAGCUCCCGCUCUGACACAGUUCAAAGUAAUUUUAACCAACUAUGCCAACAAAUGAAAGAAAGAUUCGACAAGAGAGAUCAGCCUCAUAUCAUAAGAAGACAGCUGCAGGAAAUAAAACAGCAUCCAGAUGAGAUCAUCGAAGAAUUUGCAGAAAGAAUUGAAGAUCUGGCUACAGAAGGCUAUAAGGGUAUGCCUGAGUAUUUUAUGAGCACUGUCACUAUAGAUGCAUUCCUUAGAGGUUGCAAUGAAAAACGUGCCGCAUUAGUAACUUUAGACAAAGAUCCAAAUACAUUAGAUGAGGCCAUGCAACAUAUGAAAAGUGCCAUCACAAACCAAAAGCUUAUUGGUGGAGUGAAAAAAGAAAUCAAAAGAGUUUCCUUUAAUAAGCCACCCCAGUCACCACCAGAGGAACCAAACAUUCGGAUGACUAACAGAUAA